GUCGUGUGUAUUGUUCAUGCUAGUAGUUUUGUCGUGUAUUGUUCAUGCUAGUAGUUUUGUCGUGUAUUUGUUCAUGCUAGUAGUUUUGUCGUGUAUUUGUUCAUGCUAGAAGUUUUGUCGUGUGUAUUGUUCAUGCUAGUAGUUUUGUCGUGUAUUGUUCAUGCUAGUAGUUUUGUCGUGUAUUUGUUCAUGCUAAUAGUUUUGUCGUGUAUUUGUUCAUGCUAAUAGUUUUGUCGUGUAUUUGUUCAUGCUAGUAGUUUUGUCGUGUGUAUUGUUCAUGCUAGUAGUUUUGUCGUGUGUAUUGUUCAUGCUAGUAGUUUUGUCGUGUAUUGUUCAUGCUAGUAGUUUUGUCGUGUGUAUUGUUCAUGCUUGUAGUUUUGUCGUGUAUUGUUCAUGCUAGUAGUAUUGUGUACUGUUCAUGCUAGUAGUUGUGUGUAUUGUUCAUGCUAGUAGCGGUGACUAUACCCAGCACAAUGUAUACAUCCUGAAUGUGUAUCCCUCAGUGUAUAUAUGUAUCCUAAGAAUUUACUGAAAUCUUUAUUUUAGAGAUGCAAGUAUUUAAGAUGUUAGUGUAUGGGUGAAUUGCUACUUUAGUGACCUAUUUGUUCUUCAAAGGUUAGGUUAGGUCAGAUUUGUCAGGAAACAAGACAAGUGUUUCCAGAGGCGGUUCUUAGUCAUGUGAUAACCCGCUGCUGGAGCUUUUGGUCAUCUGACCGAGACCUUUUGCUGGCUUACCCCUCCACCCCUUUAAAAAUUAAAAUUAAAAUUAUAACCAUUUGAUCUUCAAAGCGAGUGCUACGCUCCCACUGAAGCUACCUCUUCGUUAUACCUGAAUUAAACCUAAUUACCCGCAUAAAUAUAACACACAGUGCGGGUUAUGGCAUUUUAUUGUGAAGGCGUUUUGUCCACCAGGGGGACUUUACCAGUUGAGAAACCCUCUUUUGAAUUGAUAGUUUCAUAUUUACAUAAAGCAGCCGUACUUUACCAGUCUGUAGCCUGACUACGUGCCAUCGCCUGAUCUGCAGGAUGACCAUUACGAGUUUACCGGUUCUUUAAUAUAGCAGUAAUAGCUCACGUGAGAGCCAUACUUUUAAACCCUAACAAACUGGCAGCCACAAUCCAUGAGUGAAGAGCAGUGCAUUUAUUUUUAAAUGGCCACGAUAUUUUUGUUUGUCAAAAUCCCGUCAGGAAAGAUGCCUUGAUGUUGGUGGUCCCUAACUGGUGUAGACUAGCGCUGACUGGUGUAGAUCAGCUCUGGCUGGUGUAGACCAGCUCUGGUUGGUGUAGAUCAGCUCUGGCUGGUGUAGAUCAGCUCUGACUGGUGUAGACCAGCUCUGGCUGGUGUAGAUCAGCUCUGGCUGCUGUAGAUCAUCUCUGGCUGGUGUAGAUCAGCUCUGGCUGCUGUAGACCAGCUCUGACUGGUGUAGACCAGCUCUGGCUGCUGUAGAUCAUCUCUGGCUGGUGUAGAUCAGCUCUGGCUGCUGUAGACCAGCUCUGACUGGUGUAGAUCAGCUCUGGCUGGUGUAGAUCAGCUCUGACUGGUGUAGACCAGCUCUGACUGGUGUAGACCAGCUCUGACUGGUGUAGACCAGCUCUGGCUGGUGUAGACCAGCUCUGGCUGCUGUAGAUCAUCUCUGGCUGGUGUAGAUCAGCUCUGGCUGCUGUAGACCAGCUCUGACUGGUGUAGAUCAGCUCUGGCUGGUGUAGAUCAGCUCUGUCUGGUGUAUACCAGCUGACUGGUGUAGAUCAACUCUGACUGGUGUAGGCCAGCUCUGGCUGGUGUAGAUUAGCUCUGACUAGUGUAGACCAGCUCUGGCUGGUGUAGAUCAGCUCUGUCUGGUGUAUACCAGCUCUGACUGGUGUAGAUCAGCUUUGUCUGGUGUAUACCAGCUCUGGCUGGUGUAGGCCAGUUCUGGCUGGUGUAUACCAGCUCUGGCCGGUGUAGACCAGCUCUGGCUGGUGUAGACCAGCUCUGACUGGUGUAGAUCAGCUUUGUCUGGUGUAUACUAGCUCUGGCUGGUGUAGGCCAGUUCUGGCUGGUGUAUACCAGCUCUGGCUAGUGUAGUGACCGCAGGACUGGGAUAAAUUAUGUAAGAUCAGUCACUAGAGACCUCGUCCUUAGACAACUAGACAGACUGAAAAUUAAGUCUGAAAUCAAAUAAGUCACCAGGUCCUGACAAGCUGUUUUCAAGAGUUCUGAAAGAAUGUAGGAAGGAACUUAGUAAACCAUUAGCUAGUCUUUUCAGCAGAUCACUACGAACGUAUAUGUUUCCGGAUAAAUAAAAAAUGGCAAAUGAUACUUCUUACAAGUUAUGAGAUGCUUUCUUAGUUUGAAAUUAUAGAUCAGUCUGCCUUAUAUGAAUAGUAGGAAAGUUGACAAUGAAUAAUUACGGAUGCAGUUCGAGGCUACCUUGAUGAUACUACAAUUUGUUCAGUGAAUCUCAGUGCAUUUUUGCAAAGGGACAUUCUUGUCUUACGAAUUUACUAGUUUACUAAGGUAUUCGAGGUGGUUGACCAAGAUAAAGAAUACGAUAGUGUGUAUGGACUUUAGUAAGGCCUUUGAUAAAGUCCCACACACAUGAAAGUAGCGGCACAUGGUAUAGAGAGAUUUUCUCUUGGGUCGAAUCAUGGUUGACCAUUAGAGAAGUGUGUGCAUGAAUGAGAAGAAAUGAGAAUGAAACUAGUCGGAAUUAACACCUGCUUUGCCACUGAAUCCCAAUCCGUUGUAUAGGCGAAAUUUUAGCUAUCAUACUUCUCGGCAACACCUGUCGUUCAGUAAUGUUCAUGUGGUGUAUCACAAGGUCGAGCAACCUAGGUGAUGGAUAUUAUCUGAUUAGUUGAGGGCGUACGCAGUUGUUGGGGUAUUCGCGAUGAUAUAUUACACAAAGUUCUCGUGAAAAUACUUUGUGUAAUAUAAGUAACCGAUGAUAGCCUUUACAACUUGCUUAAUCAACUGAUUAUAGUGUGUGAUUAUGGUGUGUGGUAGUGUAUUGUUAUUAUUAUUAUAAUCAAAAAGAAGCGCUAAGCCACAAGGGCUAUACAGCAGAUUGAGAGAGAUCUUCCAGGAUGUCUCGUCGUAAGGGCUUGAGCCACGAAGAGAAGCGGCAAAAGAUGAUGGAGUUAUUUUAUGAGAGGAAGGAUUUUUUCCAGCUCAAGGAGUUGGAAAAGAUUGCACCUAAAGAGAAGGGAGUUAUCUCUCAAGCAGUAAAAGACAUUGUACAGUCGUUGGUUGAUGAUGCUAUGGUAGACACAGAUAAAAUUGGCACGUGUGUCUACUUCUGGGCAUUCCCAAGCAAAGCUCUCAGUACACGUAAGAGAAAACUGGAUGACCUGAAUAGCCGUCUCGAGGACACUACCAAAAAGUUGAAAACAUCACACUCGAAAUUGGAACAAGCCAUGGUGGGUCGUGAAGAAAGUGGAGAACGAGAAGAGGUUUUGGAACGAUUAAUGCAGCUGGAGAGUAGCAAGGAACAGCUGGUGAAGGAAAUAAAGAAAUUCUCUGAUUGUGACCCAGAAGUGCUGAGUCAGAUGAAGGCUGAAACUCAGGUUGCUCAAGUUGCUGCUAACCGCUGGACAGAAAACAUCUUUUCAAUAAAAAGCUGGUGCAAGAAUAAAUUUUUCAUUGAAGAGGAAGUUCUGAACAAGCAGUUUAAUAUACCAGAAGAACUAGACUAUAUUUAACCCAUUGACUGUCGCAACCCCCAAUCCUGAGGUGUCUCCUGGUGUCACAAAAUUUAAAAAAAAAAAAAAUGUUUUUCCUUAUGAAAUGAUAGAGAAUCUUUUCCCGAUUGUAAUGACACCAAAAAAACGAAAUUUGAUGGAAAACUGACGGAAUUACGCUCUUGCGAAGUUAGCGACCUUGGCAAUAUUUACAAAUCGGCGAUUUUGCCCACUUUGAGCCCUAUUUUCGGCUAAUUCCUUUGUUUCAGUCGACCAAACUCAUAGCUUUUUCUUUAGAACUCCAUUUUUUCUGUCGAUUGAGUACAAGAAACUGCCCAUUUACCAAUUUCAACUACCUAAUAACGUGGUCAGAAAUUUGCAAUUUGGCCAAUUUCACGAAAAUUAAAAAAUAUGACAAUUUCAAAAUAAGGUCCAGAAUGAACAAUGCAGACAUUCCUGGCUCUAAAAUAACAUUUUCUUUGUUCAUCAGUCAUGUCUCCGGGCCCCUCUGAUAUUACUCUUGCUUUCUAUUUUGAAUUUUUAUUCAAACAAAAAAUAGAAAAUUUACUAUUAUGCAGACUACUCCAAUACUGUAAUAAUUGUAUAAAUAACAUCAACCCAUUCAUGACUGCAUAUUAGAAUGGCUAGUUGGACAUUUAUUGGGCAAUGAUGUCAUUUGUUUACGUUUGAACAUCGGCAAAAAUCAAACAUUUCCCCUAAUUUGAGCUCCAUUUCCAGUUUUUUUUUAUAGUAAAAUCAAUCAAAAUCAUCUCUUUUUCUAAAAUAUGUUUUCCAUUCUAUCAAAUGAGACCAAGAAAACGAGAAUACAACCAUAAAUACUAUACGAAAAUAAACCACAAAGUCGGCAUUUUAAUUAAAAAAAACGGUCGGAGUUUUUUUUUUCUCAUUUUGCACUGCGUGUUCCAGGAUUUUUUUUAUGUGGUGCACACUGACCACACAGACCCAUUCUCUCACAUGUGAGCCUACCAGUUUUCUCCUUCUUGAUUUGAAGCCGCUAGAAUUUAUGAGUAUAUAUACGUCAAACACGGUACCUCGUAAGACGUAUACACCUACCAUCCGACUUACGACCAAGUUCUGUUCCGAGAAACCAGUCAUAAGUCGAAAUGGUCGUAAGUCGAACUUUACUACUUAAUAUCAACAAAACAUUUUUGUAAUGACUUUAUUUUGUUUUAUUUUGGUAUUUCAUGUUUUACUUUACUUUUUAUGUUGUUAGUAUUGUAUUUUAUACUGUAAGGUUUAGAAUAAACACUGUGUACAACACAAAUAGUUGUUUAUUUCCCAGAAAUUUGGCAUAAAAAACACGGUCGUAAGUCGAGUGGUCGUAAGUCGAGUGGUCGUAAGUCGAGCAGGUCGUAAGUCGGAUGGUAGGUGUAUAUAUGGCCGUGACAGUCAAAGGGUUAAAUACAGUAUACAUAGCUCUUACUUAAUUACUGUAUUUGGUCAUAUCUGCAAAUUUCAAUACUUUCAAUAUAUGGAAACUAUUUGAUAUGCAGUUAGGUUUUGAUUACUUGUGCAAAUUUUGAUUUAGUGCAAAAUUAAUGCUAGGUUUUCCCCAUACUCUUCAAAUCAUGAGCAAAAAUUACACAUAAUUCAAAUAAUGUGACCACUCCGCAGGAUUCAUCAUUUCCACUAAUCGAGACCUCGCUGUAUACUGUACUAAUACAUUAUUUUAAAUGAAAGUUGAGCUUUUCUUCUGGUCUGUUCUAUAUUCAGUGUACACAGUAUACAGUAAUUCUCUGUUAUUCAGAAUUCUUGCAUUCAGAAUUUUCCAAUAUUAUUCUGAAAAUUAUAUGUACAAUAUAGAAUUAUGUGUAUCUCUGAAAUUCAUAUUUCAGAUGAUAGCAAAAAUCCAUAAUUUUAAUUUAGAAAAUACAUAGCUAAUUUGAGUGCAUUUCAAUCAGUAACAUUCCUUCAAGUGUUCUCAUAUUGAGAGAUCCAAGAUAAGGUCACAACAUUUGCUUACCUAGGUGUGGAAAGGUCAUGGGUGUGGCAUUGCUGCCAGUAAAUCAAUAAUCCUGAUAUCUCCUAAUAUCUUCAUAUGUUUUCUCACUGUUACUUAAUAGUUCAUUACUGUACUGAUAAACCCUCAUUGGCUGGUUAGUGACAUUCAUAAUGAAUUUUAUAUAAAAGGUUUGUAAAAGUCAUUCAUUCCAUUUAAAAAGCAUUAAAUAAUUGGUUUGAGCAUGUCACCUGGCAAGGAAACAGGUUGAUAAAUAAAUCAGGGAACAGGUCGGAUUUGAACCCUUGGCAAGUGAGUCCUAAAACUCACAGGUCAGUGCGUUAACCACUUGGCCAUUCCACGAUUUGUUUGCAAUCGUGUUAUUAUGAUUUCGUGAGUCAGAGAUAGGUAGAGUUAUAUUUUUUAUUUAUGUAAAUCUUGUAUCAUUAUCACGUGCAGCUGACUACUGUCUUUAGGUUUGAAAUAGACUGCUCUAUAUAAUGGCUUCCAUCAUACUUUUUUGUACAUUGACACUAAGUAAAAUAAUAAGAAAGAUAUAUUUUGUAUGUUAAUUAUUUUAUAUUUUUGUAUAUAGAUAUUUAGUAAAAUAAAGAGAAAAGAUU
Messenger RNA from Cherax quadricarinatus, 6243 nucleotides. Its product is annotated as meiotic nuclear division protein 1 homolog. The record is from RefSeq and is a predicted model, not a curated record. Gene Ontology annotation, molecular function: double-stranded DNA binding. Gene Ontology annotation, cellular component: nucleus. NCBI's taxonomy places the organism in Eukaryota, Metazoa, Arthropoda, Malacostraca, Decapoda, Parastacidae. Gene Ontology annotation, biological process: reciprocal meiotic recombination.